UACCUCUCCUUUAUUCAAUGGGAGCUGAUUUUUCCUAUAAUAAUUUUGAAAAGUGGAAAGCCCCGUUGAAGAGAAAUAUAAGGAAGAGUUAAAGAAAUUCUGGGAUCAGUUUUUAAAUUUUCAGGCUAUUUUUCCAAUACAGCGGUGCGUAUAAAUUUAUUUAGGUCAUUUCUUUUCCCGUAAAGUGUCGGUUACAGUAGCCUAUAAUAUUAUUCACUGCAGACCAGACCAAAUUUUGCUAUGGGAAUCAUUAUCUCGUUCAUUAUCCUAUUUAUUGCUUAAUAACGAUCAUACUAGUCAUAUCCAAGCGCUUAUGACAAAACUUAUAUCUUAUCCUGUUGUUUUAAAAAAAGUAGAUUUAAAGUCAAGGCCUUCGGAAAAAACUACUUUUAGAAGAAACUACCAACUGCGUUUUGUUACUAAGAAUAAUUUGCCAAUUUAUUGUAGAAAAUGUAAAGAGUGCAUACCUUUCUCAAUAUUUCAGCACAACGCCUGAAAAGGAUAUGAGGGGUUUGGAGGAAGAAUCAGAAAUCUUUUUAAAUAAUUUGUAUGAGGCGUUAGUUAAUAUAUUGCUUAUCGCUAAACGGAGUAGUAAGAAAGAGUUAAGCUUGUAUAUCGUGGAUCUCUUUGAGAUUCUUCUAGGUGGUUUGUACUUUGAAGAAAAAGAAAAAAACAUAUUUUUAAAAGUCUUAAAGAAUUUGAGUUAUAAAACAAAAAAGAAGCUAAUUCGAAUUUUAUUAAAGUUGACCGUUUCAAAAGUUGGUCAUAAAAAUUCUAAUAAAUUUCUAAGGGGAUCCUUACAAGUUUCUCAGUACCUUUUUAGUGCGUUUUCCAAUAAUAGGUGGUUGCGGAGGGACGCUCUCGUAACAAAAAAAGAUAUCAGCUUAACCAGUUCUCGAAUCGGUCCAGAGUCUAUCCAGUUGGUUUUCCCAUAUGGAACCUCCAAUCAUAUCAAGCAAAGAUUUUUCGAAUCGAGUUCAGUGCUAAAGAGCUGCAGCUCGGCAACGGCGAGCAAGUGGUGUAAGGCAGCCUUGCCACCGGCAAGACGGCCCCCCUCUUGCGAGCAACAGGGGUCGAGUGUUUCGUAUCGGAGCGGCUGUCUGCUGCUCUUACUGUUUGCUUGCGACGGGUGGGUUCCCGAUGAUAAUGCAGCGGAAAUAUCUUUUCUGGACUGUCUGGAAGCCUUGAACGAGGAGGACCUGAAGCCCUCUUUUCUUAAAAAGAUCUUCUUCUUUUUAGUGAUUGCGGAUGAAACUGAAGAGCACAAGCUACUUUUACUGUAUCAACUUAUCCGCAAGAACAGAGUUGUUGCCUCUUAUAUAUAUUCAAGGGCGGAUUUGGACCAACUCAUUCUUCCGUUACUUAAACUGCUCUACAAAGCAGAAUGCCUUCAAGAAAAGACGGUUUUCUUAAUUCUUGUAGUUCUUUUCCUUCUCUCGGAGGACAAAACUUUUGGCUCCUUUGCCCACAAGCUGAACAUAAAUUGUGCGGACUAUCUAUCUGGAAAGGUGAUAGAAAAUAUUUCCCUGGGGGGUCUCAUGGUUGGUGCUCUUGCACAUCUUUACCAGCAAACUUAUACAAUCUCGAGAAAAUAUUUUAUAUGUGAAUGUUGCAUGGCAACGAUAACAAACUUAUCUGCAAAGUUUUAUCAGCUGCACUCCUUUGCGACGGAUAAACUCCUCAGGCUUUUUGAGUUCCUCGUUAAACGCUUCGUGCACUUGAACGGGCACACACUGGCACAGCAAGAGUUUUCCAGAAAAGAAAAUGAUGAGGCCCUCGCCUGUUAUGAUUCGCUUUUCAGCUUUCUUUAUAUGUUGAACAACACUUUUCUUUGCGGCAUUCAACACAAUCCCACUCUGUUAUACGGGGUGAUGCAAAAACGCGCUCUCUUUGCUCCUCUGCGGACUCUUGCCAGAUUCCACGAGCUUAUGCAAAAUAUAAAUACAGUUUUAGAUUACUUUAGCGAUAAAGUAGAAUUCUUAGACGUCGAUAAUUCUUCAUAUGAAAUUGUUUAUAGUAUAAUUCAAAGCGCUGCAAAUCUUUUUCCUCAGAAUCUAUUAAAGGAUUCACCCGUGCGACUUUAUCAGUACUAUGAAGAUCCUCAUUACUUCUUUAGGCUUAUUAUAAAUAAAAACAAAGAGUUAAUUUACUGGAAUAUAACUUCAAGUUUCAAGCCUGAAAGUUGAAAUAUUCUACCCCAAG
Molecule: messenger RNA, 2202 nt
Organism: Zophobas morio
Lineage: Eukaryota; Metazoa; Arthropoda; Insecta; Coleoptera; Tenebrionidae
Product: dymeclin-like
Exons: 20
Coding region: 504-2186 (560 amino acids)
Biological process (GO): Golgi organization
Cellular component (GO): Golgi apparatus
Source: RefSeq, a predicted model, not a curated record